Eucalyptus grandis is the source of this 1737-nucleotide messenger RNA. RefSeq lists its product as hypothetical. Bases 51 to 1196 code for a protein of 381 amino acids. The record is from RefSeq and is a predicted model, not a curated record. The transcript has 9 exons. NCBI's taxonomy places the organism in Eukaryota, Viridiplantae, Streptophyta, Magnoliopsida, Myrtales, Myrtaceae.
CGUGCAAUGACGGGACGUUGUGGUGCUCCCUCAUUGCGUUUGAAGUUCUUAUGAUGGCUUCAAUUGAUCCGGAGGAGGGGAAUAAGGAGGGGCCAGAUUUUUUCAGUUUUUAUGCUCGCGGAGUAGCUGAGUUGCUUGGAGGGGAGGAUGAUUUCCCGCCUUUCGCUGAGGAUGACUCCCCGUCAUCUCCAGGGAAACCGGGAGAAGCCGCAGACAAGGGUGCGGAUGCCUCUGGUUAUGAUGGGAAAAGGGGUGGCGGUUGCUCUACUUCCGGUGUGUUGUUUGCUGAUGCGAUAGCUCCUGGUUUUUCAGAUACAAGGAGAGAGCGACUGAAGUCGUUUCUUAGGCUGGCCACGUUCAACCUCUCUCGUGAAGUCGACAAGAUGCAAGAGCCAGUGUUGAAGCUGCAUCAGUUAGAAACACACUUGAGAAGCAGAAGGCAACAACCCACUUGCUCGGCUACCUCAUCUGAUGGUGAUGUAGUGGAACGUCCCCAUAAAAAGAUAAAUAUAUUUUCUUCCUCUUCCUCAGUGAGCAUUUCUGAACACGAGAGUCGUGAUCGACUUCAACCAAGUGAAAAUGGUUCUGCUGGUAAAAACAACGAAUCUAAAUUUUCUCAAAUGGAUUUGGUAGAAAAGGAUAAAGUUUGUGCUAUUGAGACAAGGUCUGCUCCAUGCGAAAGGCCACAAAUGUCCAAGUCUCUGCACAACAAUUAUAGAUCUAAAAGUGAAGGGGCAACAGCACCUCUUUUGGGUUCAAAUGGGGCAGCCAUUAAAGAUGACGAAGAUGUCAAUGCUGAUAUGCAAUUUUUGCUGGGAAGUGACCAUUCACGUCUUGACCAGAUUCUGAAGAAAUACUCUGAUGAACACUCUAGUGAACUGGAGCAUAUGGGAAAGCAGCUCGAAGAUCUUCUUAAUGCUGUUAUGUCCAAGUUCAGGCCAAUGACCCGUAGAGAAAAGAUACAGCUUCAGAAACUAAUUCAGAACCUACCGCGAGACAAUCUUGUACGAGUGGUGGGAAUUCUCGGACGUAGCGAUAGUUCAAAAACCAAUCUCUGUGAUGAUAUCACCAUCGACCUAGAAAAGGAGGACAACGGAACACUCUGGAGAUUAUACUACUACGUUCGAGCGGUGGAAAAGGCGAGAAAACUUUCAGCCAUUCAAGAUGCGCGAAUCGACUCGAAUGCGAAGGUCUGAGACACCUGCUCUUCCUCGAGUCGGUCCUUCAUCCAAAGAUGCCACUCAUUGCACGUAGUUACAGAGGAAAAAGAGGCUCCUGUGAAUAAUAUUUUUGCCUAGUUGGUUUCUUUUCCUGUUUUUCUGCUUUUACUUGGGAUAGAGAUAGAUGCACGACCGUUGUGCGAUUGAAACGCUAGGGGCCCAAUUAGUGUUAGUCCGUUUCGGGAUGGGAGCUUCCCAUGGAAGCCUCUCCUGGUGUAAAAAAAGCUUUCUUCACGUCGGUGAAUGGGUUGGGUCGAUGGCGAUCCCCCUCUGCACAGUAUUAGAGCCACCAAUUGCAGAGUCUGAUAUAGACUUUUUGACGCGGAAUUACGAAUUACUACUGGGACAAUACUUUCAAUCUUUCGAGUUUGAUUCAAAGGGAUUACUGUAAUUAUAUCAGGUCAUACGUGCAUGAUGCAGCAGGAAGCGCAAUGUCUCUGAGCAUAGUUUUGAAGACUUUAUCUUGAGAUUAGUAAUGCUAGUAAACCGAGCUGUAUAAAUAAAUUGAUGUUUCAAA